GGAAUUUAAAAUUUAACCGCUCGCACGUGUCUCCUCGAACUUCAGCGCGCCAUACAAACUGCUGCUAGCUAGCUUUGUAGCUAGGUAGCCUGUGAAUUUAGUACAGAUGGAUCUGGAUCCUGGUGAAGAAGAGGUCGAGGUGCAAGAAGCUAACCAGUCAACGAUGGAGUUUUUGAGAGAUAGCCCAGAUUGGCUGGCAGUGUGGCGAAAAGCUACUUCAGCAAAACCAACAAAGAAGAUUAUACUUAGCCGUAGCAUUGCCACACUUUGCUCAGAGCUGAAGGCGAUUGCAUGUCACCCCAGGCCAGUGCUCAGCUUCAGAGUCCAAUGCAUCCUUCUUUAUGGCUGUACUCUCACCUUUGAAAUACAAAUGAAAGAUCUUUGCCGUGCUUAUAAGUUUAUUUUGGUUGAUAAGAUGGGACCUCUCAACAAGAUGGCAUUGUCAAAAAAAGAAAGUACUACCAAAUCUGUCACUUUACCUGACGCUGUACCGCCUUCACUGCUACCAGUGUUAGAGGAUCUUAGUGAUUUAGCACAGGCCCUUGACACUACAAUACUGGAACCUGACACUGAAGACAAGUACUGUGUCAAAGACGAGUCCUUGAUAUCUUUACGAGAUGACCCACCGAGUUUUUCAUCACUGAGCAGUGUAGACCCCGCCGAGAGGUUUGGCGAUGAAGGCACAGGCGGUUUUAAAGGUGUUGAAGAACUGGAGCAUCCUGAGUGGUUUGACACAGCAUCAAGUGAAGACCAGUCCAUGGAUGUGAUGGCUGAUAGUGAUUCUUCUUUGUUACAAGUGUCUAUUAAUUUCAAUUAUAAGCCAGCUGCAGAAUAUCUUACAAGCAUAAGGAUACACUUACCUGAUAGGAGUGAUGCUUGUAAAACUAUUAAAACUAGUGGUGGUUUUGUAUUGGCUGUUCCUGAUACUCCUCCAGUUCCUGAAACAGAAGAGGAAGCAGAGGAACGAAGAAAUCGCUAUAGGAUUAAGAGCUCAUCAAAAGAUACUCUAAAACGAGACGCUGCUGCUCCCAUAAUUAAGCACAGUUCUUAUUCCAAAUUUGAUCAGUUUGUUUUAGAACCAAUAGACGAUAUGGAACAGGGAGGGCAUCGAAAAAGAAGGAAGAAACCAGUUUCAGCUAUUGACGUAAUAAAAGAAAUACCAGCCAUGGAAUAUGAGAGAGAUGAUAAGCCCCUGUACCUACGAAGUUCCGAACCACUAAUUAAGAAGGUGACAUCCAAAGAAUUAUUUCAAGGACCAACUUGUGAGAUACUGGCUUUGCCUCAUUUCCGUGUCAUUUGGGAUAAGUUGCUAAAUUCUCCUAAAGCCAGUGUCUUUUUCAAUAAAACGGAACAAAAAGCUACAUCCACUGUUGUUGACAAAAGCGUUGAAUUUCAGAGGAAGAUCACAGAGACGGCGUCAAUUGAUGGACCUAGUGAACUUGCUAUACAAAGCCACGUAAGUGGUGAAUCUUCCAUAAUGCAAAAUUCUAAAAACAGGUCCCUUAGAGAUGGUGUGGGAGGAGUACCUGGAAGGCAUCGAGUUGGUGAGCUAGCUCCCAUACCUGAUGAAGAAGAACCUUCCUCCAUUGACAACAUUGAUGCCAGUCACGGUCAAGAGUCGUUGCAUAGCUAUUAUGAUUUUAAUUGUCCUUUUGAAAAUAAAUUAAGAAAGAGACUGAGAGAGAAUGAUGAAUGCUUGUUUCAAGACUUGGUCCCAGUCUCAACACCGAGGGCCAAAGCAGCUUCAGAAUUUCUGGACAUGCUCACUCUCUUAAAUGACGGCAUCAUUUCUGCCAAACAGCUGGAAGGAUCCUACACACCAAUUUCACUUAGUAAAGGUCGCCACUUUUAAGCUCAUUUUUAAAAGAACACAUACUCGUAGUAUCAGUGAUUUUUAAUGUAAUUUUUAAAGCAGUUUUUAGCCGUUUUUACUAGCUGUUGUGUAUAAGUUUUAACUCAUCAAUAUAUAUGUAACAAUGAUAA
Messenger RNA from Amphimedon queenslandica, 1983 nucleotides. RefSeq lists its product as uncharacterized. Bases 107 to 1852 code for a protein of 581 amino acids. NCBI's taxonomy places the organism in Eukaryota, Metazoa, Porifera, Demospongiae, Haplosclerida, Niphatidae. The record is from RefSeq and is a predicted model, not a curated record. The transcript has 13 exons.